GUUUAGGCAACUCUACGCUUUAUCGUUUGGUGUGGGGUUUUUUUUACUCAUUUUUAGACUGUGAACAGACUCCUUGUACCUAGAUGACUUGGAUUAAAACUUGAUUUUUCCUGUUUAUGCUCAAAUGCUGGACUCCUCAUCUUCAUCUCUGCAAGUAAAAUGAGGUGACUGGAUUUUUAUGAACUUGCUUCUCUAAUUCACUUGAAAGACACCCUUGUCCUUCAGCCCUGACAUUAUCCCAGUUACUUCUAGUCGGUCUGGUUAAAAUUGUCGACACAACGUGCAAAAUCUGUUUACAUCUGAUUGAGUGGAAGGAACUCUUGCAGCUGCAUAUUAGGACAAGAUGAUGGAAGAGGUGUCUGCAGUGACUGCUUACGAUGCCCAUACUAUCGGCCAGAUGAGCGAGGAGGAGAUUCUUGCUUCUCUGGUGGCUGAAACAGAACCUAAAUUCACAGUCCCAACAAAGGAAGCUAAACUGAAGGAGUGCCGGCUUCAAAUAAUGGAUGAUGAAGAAGACACUUUGGACAAAUACGUGAAGGGAAACCGUCAGCUUCAGCAGGCCAGCCUUCGUCUGGAGCAGGAAAAUGACAACCUGGCCCACAAAUUGAUCGCCAGCAAGGUAGCCCUGAGGAGAGAUCUAGACAAGGCUGAGGACACAGUGGGCGAACUAACUAAAGACCUUGUGCAAACCAGACAACAACUGCAAGCCACGGAAUAUGAGAAAAGGGGUAAAGAGGAGGAAGCUGCCAUGUUGAAGGAAGUGUUUCGGAGAGAAAUGGAGAAGGCUGAGCAGAAACUCAAAAGGUCGUCUGGUAUCAUUGCAGACUACAAACAGAUCUGUUCUCAGUUGACAAACCGUCUUGAAAGGCAGCAAGCCGCCCACAGAGAGGAGAUGGAUUCACUUAAGAGUGCAAUAAAAGCUUGCUCCCACUGUCAACACACCGUGAAAUCAGAUGAACCAUUCGACAUAGGUGAGAACUCAGAAACUGAAGAGCAGACAGACCAUCAGAGAAUUUCUGAACAGGGCAGGGAGGAGAAGGCUGAAGGUUCCAGGAUGGAGGAGCAGAAGAGGAGGGAGCAGGAGAAGGAGGUCCUCAGGGCUCAGAUUAGGGAGUUGGAACAGGAGUUGGUCCAGACCAAACUACAGAUGGUGGAGACAACGUGCAAAAUCCAGGAUCUGGAGCACCAGAAGGGAAUCCUGGCCGAUGAUCUCCAGGAAGCAAAGAACAGCUGGAUCAGCAAGACCUUCACUUCCCUGCGGACCUCCAGCGGGGGACUUCACAGUCUUAAUAUACACAAAGACGGGGCUCACACAGUGGGUUGGAACCUCCACAAAGCCUCCCUGUCUGGAUGGAGCCCCAAGAAGCUAUCGUGGCCUCACAGGGGCAAUCGAGAAAAUGUCUGAUAGUUUAAAUGUGCAGAAGACCUAACACUUGACACUGGAGGAGGAUCAGCCUUCUGCUGAAGUAUGACCUUAUUGCCUGAGUGAUAACUCACAUUGUUAUGUACAGAAUGAUUUAAAACUGCAGCUGCUGUUUAUUAAUGUGUUUACUAGUCUAGACCACACCAUGAGCAGAGGAGAGUCCCAGAGAGCACUGACAGGUAUUACUGUAUCAAACAGGGACUUUCUUGACUUUUUUUUUCACUUUGUAGAUUUUCUAUAAACUGAUCACUUUCUUUAUAUAUUUGUAAAUACAUGUCAUGUGAGUCUUCUGGAGACAGAUCUUUC
This is a messenger RNA of Archocentrus centrarchus (flier cichlid), 1729 nucleotides long. RefSeq names its product rab GTPase-activating protein 1-like. The transcript has 8 exons. Lineage: Eukaryota; Metazoa; Chordata; Actinopteri; Cichliformes; Cichlidae. The record is from RefSeq and is a predicted model, not a curated record. The coding region runs from base 344 to 1405 and encodes 353 amino acids.